Molecule: messenger RNA, 1664 nt
Organism: Erythranthe guttata (spotted monkey flower)
Lineage: Eukaryota; Viridiplantae; Streptophyta; Magnoliopsida; Lamiales; Phrymaceae
Product: basic blue protein
Cellular component (GO): plasma membrane
Molecular function (GO): electron transfer activity
Source: RefSeq, a predicted model, not a curated record
UCUUAUGCCAUGCAAAUUGAAUGCUUCAACAACCUUCAAAGGUAUGUUAGUUCACACUUUUGGUAGACAAGAAAUUGAAAUUUAUAUAUAAAUAUGAACUUGCAUCCAUUCACACUCAAUGCAAGAAACCAAAACUUAUUUAUUAGAAUAGUUUAUGUGAUUAUGUACACUUGGUGAAAUAUAUAUACAUCCCCACAUUCGAUUUACACACAAUUAUGCAGUUCAUCGAGUGUAUCAAAGAAUAUAAUCAUCCGAUGUGUUGCAUUCUAAAUCUUCGCAUAUAAGUUUCCCCUACCAACGCGCAAAAGGCUAUAUCUAGAAGUACUGAUGCAUUAGGUUACCUAAUAUGCUAAUUAUUUUAGCAUUUUAGGAAAUCGAUGCAGCGAUACUUCUACAUAUAUAUCGAGCAUCUCCUGUACUCGCACGUCACUACAUCCAUUGUUAUGUUACUAUGCAACAAAGCUUGCGCAACAAGCUACACUGUCGGAGACUCUUCGGGCUGGGACUACGAUGUGUCGGGCUGGGAAAACGGCAAGAGUUUCAAGAGUGGCGAUACCUUAGUUUUCAAUUAUCCGGCUGGUUUACAUAGUGUGGUUGCUGUGGAUAAGUCGAGCUACGAUUUAUGCAGUGUACCCGCAAAUGCACCAACAUAUACUUCAGGCCAAGAUAAUAUUGUUCUUAACAAAGGCGCUAAUUAUUUUAUUUGUGGCAUCGACGGGCAUUGCGAGUUCGGGAUGAAGAUUGCUGCUAACGCUUUUUAAUUAAUUACCUCAUAAUUACAUUGAAUUAAAAUAAUAAUGUGAUUAGUGUUAUCCCAAUAAACAUAGCCUACCUUUUUCUGGUAGUUGCAUUGAUUAAUAAUGUAAUUGGUGAUCGACAUAAGAAAUUGUUAUUCUUGAAGUAUAUUUACUAUUUAGUCCCUAAACAAAUGAUGUAUAUGCUCGUUCGAGCUCGACUCGAUUGCUUAUAAAACUCUGUUCAAGAACAACUUUAAAUAAUAAAAAUUCAAACAAAGUUUGAAAAUAUAUGGUUUUGACUAGACUCGAUUUUUUUAGUAAGAAUAAUGUAUUUAUAUAUAAUUCUUAUAAUAUAUAUAGAAUGUAUUUUGAUGUCAAAAAUAAUAAUUAUGUCAAAAGAAUCAAAUGAAAAAAAAAUUAUUAUCCCUAUAAUCACUAGUGAUAUAUAUGAUUGUGGAGAAUCACUAAUAUCUUGGUCAUAAUCAUAGGAACUUGAUUAAUUGAUUUUCUCAAAUAUAAAUUAAUUACAAUUGCAUGAAGAUUAAUAAAUUGAUUGUGUGCCAAAUUAAGCAAAUAUGUACUAAAAUCUCCAAAUCAAAUAAAAUGUGAAUUCUAGUAAUUAAUAAAUCAAACAAACUUACCAAAAACUAUACGAAGCCCUAUUAGUGUAUAUAUAAAGCUCCACAUAACCAGGAAAAAAUAAAAAUAAAAAACAAACAAAAUCCCAACUCGAAAUAAUAAAUAAAAAAAAAAUGACAGAGGUAAUUUCUUUGAGAAUUAUGGUUUUGUUAAUGGUGAUUAUGAGUAGUUUAGCCUUAAUUACAGAUGCUAAAGUUUAUUACGUUGGAGGGAAGCAAGGAUGGAACCAAAAUCCACAACUUUGGCUUGGUGACAGAACUUUUAAGGCUGGGGAUAUACUUGGUAUUU